Messenger RNA from Lytechinus variegatus (green sea urchin), 6365 nucleotides. Its product is annotated as copine-8-like. Gene Ontology annotation, biological process: cellular response to calcium ion. Gene Ontology annotation, molecular function: calcium-dependent phospholipid binding. NCBI's taxonomy places the organism in Eukaryota, Metazoa, Echinodermata, Echinoidea, Temnopleuroida, Toxopneustidae. The coding region runs from base 98 to 1786 and encodes 562 amino acids. The record is from RefSeq and is a predicted model, not a curated record. The transcript has 17 exons. Gene Ontology annotation, cellular component: plasma membrane.
GCCUUGGCCAGCCGGAGAAGUUGAUACACUGCCUAUAUUUUUUUGUAAAUGUUGAUUUUUUACACUUUCAAAAACUUUGAUCUACAAAAGUACAAUCAUGCUGUCGAUGACAGGCACCGAAGCUUUUUUUCAACCAGGAACUGCUGGCGUAGCAGCAACACAAGUUGAAGUUUCAGUGUCUUGCAGAAACCUUAAAGAUAAAGAUGUUCUGUCGAAAUCAGAUCCAAUGUGUGUUCUCUAUACUACACAAUUGGGAUCAAAACAAUUUAAUGAGUAUGAAAGGACAGAACAGGUCAAAGACAACCUUAAUCCGGAUUUCGUCCAUAAAUUCAACAUGACCUAUCUCUUUGAAGAAUGCCAAAGACUCAAAUUUGAAAUAUAUGAUGUAGACUCACCAAAAUCUACUCUGAAUGCUCAUGAUUUUCUUGGGAAGCUUGAGACCACACUGGGAGAAGUCCUAGGCUCAAUGAACAAUAGAUUGGAAAGAGAUCUCAAAGACAAUGAUAACAAAUCUUGUGGAAAAAUAAUAGUAACAGCAGAAGAAGUUGGUGAUUGCAAGGAUGAAGCCCUCCUUAAUUUCCGAGGAAGGAAACUCGAUAAGAAGGAUUUCCUCGGAAAGUCAGACCCAUUCCUUGUAUUCUACAAGUUCAAUCCUGUUGGAAGUUAUACAAUAUGUCACAAGACUGAAGUGAUCAAGAACAACUUAGAUCCAGUUUGGAGACCUUUCUCACUCAUGGUCAGAACUCUAUGUAAUGGUGAUCUUGAAAGAACCAUCAAGGUCGAAUGCUAUGACUGGGAUAGCGAUGGAAGCCAUGAUUUGAUUGGUGAAUUCAAGACAAACAUGAAACAACUGUCUGAAGGCAGAGGAUCAUUUGAGCUUAUUAAUCCAAAGAAAGCUGCAAAGAAGAAGGGAUACAAGAACUCUGGUACAAUUGAACUUGUGAGUUGUUCUGUGCAGAAGAAAGCUAGUUUCUUAGACUAUAUAUCAGGAGGAAUGCAGAUCAAUUUUACUGUGGCAAUAGACUUCACUGCUUCAAAUGGCAAUCCCAAUCGAACCAACUCGCUACAUUACAUCAAUCCCUAUAGUCCUAAUCACUAUGAACAAGCCAUCACAGCAGUAGGAGAAAUCAUCCAAGAUUAUGAUUCAGAUAAACUCUUUCCAGUUCUUGGUUUUGGUGCUAAGAUACCUCCUAAUGGACAGGUUUCACAUGAAUUCCCUGUGAACUUCAAUGCUCAGAACCCUUUUGUAGUGGGACUCCAUGGUAUCCUUCAGUCAUAUAAGUCCUGUAUUUGUCAAGUUCAGCUUCAUGGUCCUACCAACUUCUCACCCGUCAUCAAUCAUGUAGCAAAGUUUGCCAAGCAGUAUCCAGAUGGUUCUAAUUAUUUCAUUCUUCUGAUCAUCACUGAUGGUGUUAUAUCAGAUAUGGAGAUGACCAAGAUGUCUAUCAUAAAUGCAAGCAAGCUACCUAUGUCCAUCAUCAUUGUAGGAGUUGGCCCUGCAGAAUUUGAUGCUAUGGAGGAGUUAGAUGCUGAUCAGAAAGCUUUAUCAUUCCAAGGUCAUGUAGCACAGAGAGAUAUUGUACAGUUUGUGCCAUUCCGUGAUUACAUCAGUGCAACUGCAGGGAAUGUAGAUCUAAGUCAGGCAAAGCUUGCCAAGGAUGUGUUAGCUGAAGUUCCAAACCAGGUAUUAGCCUUCAUGAAGAGUAAAGGAAUACCUCCUAAAGAUGUUCCAGCAUCACACCAAUCUCUAAAUGCUGCUACACCAACCGUGCCUCCCACUCAAUAGACUGAUCAAUUAUACAUAGAGACAACAAACAUCUGGCAUCUCCUAAAUUUUAUAUUCUCCCGUCUCGACUUCUUGACAACCUGGAGAUUUGAUUGCCCAAAAUUCCCAAAUACAUUAUGACUGCACUGCACAUUAAAUGAUCACACAGCUCUAGGAUUGUAGAUGGUUAAUAUGAUGCCUUAUUUGUAUAGUAAACCUGAAUGAAUUGUGACCAGCCACCCCAAAACCAACAAUAAGUCGCCUAGGAAGGUUCUCUGUAAAUAGCAAAAAAUAGUGAUUUAGUCUUGAAAAAGCAAAAAUGUAAAGUUAGCUUAUUUGAAAGAAUAACUCUUCUUCUUCUUCACACUGUCAAAAUUUCAAGUUGUAGGGUUGUAUAGAAAACAAAAUACAAGAGUUUCUUUGACACAUAUUUUUGAAGACUGCUUGGAAGUUCAAUUGAAUUUACACAGGGUGAACUCUCAUGCUUGAGUGAACCCUGAACUUCAAACAUUGUUUUCUCCUCUUCUCUUCUGAAUCUGUCACUUAGAUUCGUCUACAGUCAAUCAAUUACUCUUGUAGGUUAUUGUUGAUUAAUUUUGAUAAGUUAUAUAUCAUUCUAAAGCUUGGGAUGUGCUUUUUCAAACUCGAUAAGAAUAUAAGAAUUCAUUUUAGGUGACGUAUUGUUGGUUUUGGGGUAACAGGUCACAAUUUAUGUUUCAAUGAUGAAUUGAUUUCUUUUAAAUGAUAAAAUAAGCAAAAUACAAUAGAGUAAAAAAACACAUGUAUAUGAGAUUUAAAUUCAACCCGGAGAGAUAUUAUGUAAGCUGGAGAUAUGCCUUAUGGUGAAGAUUUAUAGUCUCUGAAUACAUGCACAUGAACAUUUUUUAGCAGUUGAUCUUUUUUAAGGAUUUAUACUUAUAGCUGUAUUUAAAGUUGAUCAGCAGAGUUGAACAAUUAUAGUGCAAAUGAAAAUCAACUUUUUGAUAUGUACUAACAAUCUAAAAACAAACCAUUAAUCAGCAUUAUUCAUUUACAUGGUACUUGCUGAUGGAUAUUAAUAAAUAAUAAACACCAAUCACAAACAAGCAUUUAUAUCACUCUUAUACAAAUUUAUGUGUUGAAAUAUUGUAACAUAGAUGUUUUUAUAGAGAUAUUUAUGUGGUAUUGGUGUUCUUUCAAUCUUGUCAUGCAUUUAUAUCUUAUUAUGCUUUUUUAUUCUCUUACUGGUACCUCUUUUCAUGUGUCUUCAAUUUUAUCACUUGUUUGUUCACAGUCUUUCAUAGUUAAAAAAUAUGUCAGAAGAAUUUAUUUUAACAAUACCACAUCAUGUUUAUUAAAUGAGGUUCAUCUUAAAUUCAGCUUGGAUGAGCAAAUAUUAAUUUAAGCCUCCAUGUGUUUGGCCCUGAAUGGGAAGUUCACCCUGGCAUUGUUUGAAAGAUAUAAAUUGUUAAAACAUAUCAAAGAUUAGAUGAAAAUCUAUUAAAAAUAACAGAAUUAUAGAAUAUCAUAUUUAAUUUUGUGACAUCACAUGUGAAAAGCUUGCUCAUAUUUCAUAUCUAUAUAAAUUCAAGUUACAUAUUCUAAUGAAAUUGAAUAUGUUUUAACCUACAAAGUCAAUGGAAUUAGAAACAUUUCAAGUUUUAAAAUUAUUAAAAAUAAGAUCGGAAACAUAUUCAAUGUGUUGAUGUCUGAAAUGUACAUUCAUAUGUUAUACAAUAAAUGAAAUAUCAAUUCUUCUCCUUUAUUAGUUUUCUGAAAUGGUAACUUUUAUAUGUUAGAUGCAGAAAGUCAUUAAUGUAUAAAGUCAUUACUAUUACUCGUCAUUUGUAUUAUGCAGUGUUUCCUUUUAUAUGAAAUGGAAUAAGACUAAGUUAAAUGUAAAUUUGUCAUUAAUAUUGUGUUUUAUGGUACAUAUGUUGAUUGUACAGACAUGUUGACAUAUUAGUUCAUGCAUUAGAUUACUUAGAAUAUAUAAAGAUACAUAUCAUAAAUAAUGAUUGCUUGCUCCAUGCCAAUGAUCAAUGGCAGCUCCAGGAGCUGUAUUGAUAUGGAUAUAUGUUCAAUUGAUGGUUCUUAAAAAAUAGAGGGGUCAUAUGUCCCUUACAUCCCUGCAGGAUCCACCACUUCUGUUCAUUACUUUAUAUAUAAAAGACCUGCCAACCAGUACAUUUUUGGCGUAUUUUACUACGUUUUUGCAACCAAAAUAUGACAGUACGUUUUUUCUUCAAAAAAUAUGCUUUUGUAAAAAAAAUAAUUAAUUUUUUUUUCACAAAUCGUAAUUCGAGAAAAAUCUUCUCUAUAUGUUUCUAUUUCAUAAAACUUACACCUAUAUGGAUAUUAGAUCAUUGUAAUUUCAUGUAACUUUUUUUUUUUUUCAAUCAUUUUGUUAAAACCAGGGUGAGAUAUACACACAUUUAAAAGUUUUGGGGUUUUUUCAUCUGCAAGAGCAGUGCACAUUUUAGCUUGCAUGCAGCUUGAGCGCCAUGAUGAGCGAAUAAGCCACGCAUUUGUUAUGAAAUACACUUUUUUUUUAAUCACAGAAUACCAUUUUUCAUUUCCAGAGGUUGGCAGGACUGUAUAUAGGACUGACCCUUAACUCUAUACAAAUGUGCCAUUUUAAGCUCAAACAUAACUAAUUCAUCUCUUUAUUAUGCACAUACAUCUCAAAAGGACUGCCAAAGAAAUGGGAAUGGGCCAUGAUCUGUCUCCCAGAAUUCCCCAAAUCUUUCAAUAUUUAUAAUUGUGCCUGUUUCUUUCUACUAUUUCAAUUUAUGAAUUUUUAUAACGCAGUUUUUGUUUUUCUGAUUUUGUUUUUGAAUGUUAAAUGCACAUUGAAUUUAUGAUGGAGUGUAUUAAGAAUGAAAUGCAUUAUUUUGUAUUAUAAAACGGGUUCAAGGAUGUAACCAAUAGCGAGUGCAAGUCACGUAUCCAUGCUUUAAUUCUAUUGAAUCUCUCAGCCAUGCAUUUUUUGUACAGCACUGUGUGUUUUGGGUGCAUCAUUUUACCAUCAGAGUGUGAAAACCAAUACGCCAUCUCAAAGACCAGUUCUUCCAAAGAAUAGGCUAUGGCAUACUAGAUAGGCCUGUCAUGUCACAAUAGAAAGCAGGUGCAAUCUCUAUCUUUGGGAUCCUUGAAAGUUUAGAGGGAUUCAAACAACAUUUCCACUACAAAAAAUAAAUACUGUUGACCAGUUUUAUAAAACAAAUAAUGAACAUUUUUAUGUUUGUGAUAUUAUGGAUGAUGCAAGAAUUUCAGGUUGCCUUGUGCUUGUCGAAUAUUUAUUGCAAACACACUCGUGUGCGAUGUAUCACCAUGAUACACUUAUAAAUGUGCAUUAUUUGUAUGUUAUUAUGGCUGAAAUGUCAGGAAACAUGAUUUGUUUGAAUGUCUUAGGUAUAAAGCAUGAUCAUAUUCAGUAGAGGAGAACCCUUGGACUGCAGAGGAAGACAUUUAGUCAGGGGAGGGAGGAGGGGUGAUUACAAUCUCAUUCCAGAUCUUUGGCAGAAUUAAAAAAAAAAUACUGUGUACACUUAUGUGAUUAAACAUUUUCUAGGUAUUUAACUGAAUCAACUGUUCAUUUUUCUAAAUACUGUUUCAUUAGUUUGAAAGUAUUAUUGUCUAUUAAUGCUUUUUACCAAAGUUUGUGCCACAUUCUUUUUACAGGAAGCCUGCAAUAAAGGCACCAUGCAUCCUUCCUUUAAUCCCUCUUUGUUUUGUCUUGGACUUAUGGGAAUGUUUAUAAUCCAUCAAACAAAAAAAUAUGAGUUCCAAAGGUUUUAUGCUCAUCACAUGCAGAGAAUCAAAUCGAGAGCUUUUCAUGUUACAUAUUGUGUGAAAUGUUUUAUGUGGUUAAAUCCCUCCCAACCCCCCUUUUUGGGGGGUUGGAAGUGCUUACAAAUCUUUAUUACAAAUAUUAAACAUAUGUGAAGCAAUUAGUUGCAGAAUUUUUAUUGUAGUGUUUGGUCAUCUCGCUAUUAUAAACUACAAAUAUCAAAAUACCGGUACAUUAAAUUUUGUAAUUGUACAAAGAUGAUGUACGUACAUACAUUUAAAGAAAUAAUGAAUAUACCCGGUAUAUAUUAUAUGUCAGGAAAAGAUGGUUCUAUGUUGAUAUGUAAUACUAUUGCUACACAGACUGUCAUACUUUUUCUUAGAUGUAUUGAAAGAAGAUCAUGUUAUAGUAGAAAGUAAUUGGAAUGAGAUAGUGAAAGAGAACUCCAAGGAGAUAUGAUAGUGACUUAUUGUAAAAAAAAAUAUAUAUAUAUAUAGUGCAAUGGCAGUAUAUGUGCAUUCAUAUAUCAGUCUUUUAGAACUGCCGUAUUAUCUACUUGUUGGUAGGCUGAAUCACACACUAAAAAGCUUCUUGAUACUAUUACAAUUAUAAUUUAUCAUACUUUAUAUACUUGUAAAGACACUCAAACAAAAACCACAAUGUGAUGUGGUUUAUUGAAGACAGUACUUUUUUGUUUCAUUUUGUCAGCCCCAGUAAGUGUCCUUCAGCCUUACUGAGUAAAGAAAUGAACUGCAUAUUUCAACUUAUGAUAAUAUUCUAACAUAUUUGUAGAUGUCUUUCACCCAUAAUAAAAUUCCUUUCUUGAAA